Scylla paramamosain (green mud crab) is the source of this 1664-nucleotide messenger RNA. RefSeq names its product thymidine kinase 2, mitochondrial-like. Bases 356 to 1108 code for a protein of 250 amino acids. Gene Ontology annotation, biological process: nucleobase-containing compound metabolic process. Gene Ontology annotation, cellular component: cytoplasm. Gene Ontology annotation, molecular function: ATP binding; deoxynucleoside kinase activity. The transcript has 2 exons. Lineage: Eukaryota; Metazoa; Arthropoda; Malacostraca; Decapoda; Portunidae. The record is from RefSeq and is a predicted model, not a curated record.
GGGGUGGGGGUUAGAAGGGGGGGGAAGUAAACAAACAGAUGUGUGGCUCGUCAAGCUUUCAAAUCACCACGUGAAAGAAGGAAGGUCAGAGUAAUAGCUGCCAUUAUUGGUAUACAUUAUGGGUACAAGAAUAUCAGUAAUCCUUCUCAUAACUACAGCUUAAAAAGUAUUAGAUUUAUGAAUGGUUCAACAUUAGUGUUCCCUCUUCACUCAUCCUGUGGAGUGGAGGCACUGCAAUACCACACUGGUGACAGAGUGACGAUGCUGUGAUGACUGUCAGCUGAGAGAUAAUUAUGCAUAGCAACAUAAUGGAGUAAAGAUAAAAGACGGGUUAAGUCGUAAGUAUUUUGGUGAAAUGUGGCGCUGUUUGCCAAGAGCCCUAAGGUACUAUAAACCACUCAGGGCAGCCAGCUCAGGGCCACCUCGCCGACAGGAGGCAAGCAACGGUCCCCUCCACAGAUCCAGGCUGACUGUAUGCAUCGAGGGCAACAUUGGCAGCGGGAAGACAACUUUACUGAAGCAUUUCUCACAAUUUCCUGAUGUGGAGGUUAUCUGGGAGGACGUGGACAGCUGGUGUGAUGUUGCGGGCUACAAUCUCCUGCAGAUGGCUUACCAGGACAGCAGUAGGUGGGCACAUCUACUGCAAACCUACAUUCAACUUACUUUUGCAAAGGGUCAUGCAAAGAGAGUCUCUGAUGGAUCAAAGGUGAAGCUAAUGGAGAGGUCAAUCCAUUGUGCAAGAUACUGCUUCAUUGAGAAUCAGUACAGGAGUGGAAUUAUCACUGAAGCAGAAUACCUGGUGGCUUGUCAUUGGUAUCGGCAACUGACUUCCAUCACAGACUGUCAAGCUGACUUAGUGGUGUAUCUGCGGACAAACCCACAGACAUGCUAUGACCGGGUGGUGGGAAGAGGCCGCCCUGAAGAGGUUGGCCUGCCUCUACAGCUCUUGCAAGACCUCCAUAAGCGGCAUGAGGAGUGGCUGCUGGAAGGAAGGUUUCCAACAUAUGGUCCUGUAACAGUGCUAAAUGCCAGUGCUGACUUGUCUGCCAUGGUGAAGGAGUAUCAUACACUUAAGGCCUGCUUGGCUGGGACAGCAGACAAAAGCUGAUGGAUGGGUAUGGUUUGACCACCCUUAGAUCUAGUUGCUGCACUGACUUGCUACUUUGUAUGUCAUCAAAGUUCAGUGCUGUCUUGAUUUGACAAUAUGAAAUCUAGUCACAUUUAGUGGAAAGCUUUCUGUUGUUGCUAAGUUAUCAGUUUAAUUGAUGUUUCUUAUAUAGAUUCAGAUAAUUCGAUGGAUGUAAAAGCCUUAAAAGUAAGACUGAGAUAUAAAGCACAGUUUGAAUCCAUCAGAAUUCUGCAUGAUGGUUUGAGACAAGCAUUUGAAAGAAACACCACAGUUCCUUACUUCUACUUUUUCCUUUUCUCACAUCUUCACUCCAUCCCCAGCUUCAUCUCUCUCUCUCUCUCUCUCUCUCUCUCUCUCUCUCUCUCUCUCUCUCUCUCUCUCUCUCUCUCUCUCUCUCUCUCUCUCUCUCUCUCUCACCAGCCACAUACCUUAAUGAAAAGAAUGGAAGUGAAAGGCCUAAUAGCUAAUGGUUAACUAAGUAUUGGAUGUGAUCUGUAAUAUAUAGUUAAGAAAAUAAACUUCUUGACCCAUAACA